UACACCUCUCCCUACCAUUUCCACCAUGUUCUUUCAUAUAUACUAAGGUGAGGCUCCGCCUCCACCACUUCACAAGAAAAACAUCCUCUAUUUACCAGCUUAAUUUUCUCUAUUCAGUUUAAAUUUAGGAUUUAAUUUAUCCCUAAAUCAAUCUAUGGCUUCUACAAGAAAAGAUGUGGAUCGGAUUAAAGGUCCGUGGAGCCCUGAAGAAGAUGAGGCGUUACAGAGAUUAGUCCAAACCUAUGGACCAAGAAACUGGUCUCUAAUAAGCAAAUCAAUCCCUGGUCGAUCUGGAAAAUCAUGUAGGUUGCGAUGGUGCAACCAGCUAUCCCCUGAGGUCGAGCACAGACCGUUCAGUGCUGAAGAGGAUGACGCAAUCAUCAGGGCCCAUGCUCGUUUCGGCAACAAAUGGGCCACCAUCGCUCGCCUCCUCAAUGGACGCACCGAUAACGCUAUCAAAAACCACUGGAACUCAACCCUCAAGAGAAAAUGUUCCUCUAUGUCUGAUGACUUAAACGACGACGCACACCAACAGCCUCUUAAAAGAUCCGCAAGUCUCGGGGCUGGUUCGGGUCUAUACUUGAACCCGAGUAGCCCUUCAGGAUCCGAUUUGAGCGAUUCAAGUGUACCCGGUGUGAACUCAUCUCCGGUUUACAGACCACUGGCUAGAACUGCCUCUCUUGUUCCACCAAGUUUGUCCAUUGAUGUGUCCUCUCCAACUGCAGAUCCCCCAACUUCACUGUGCCUGUCUCUGCCUGGAUCCAAUACUUGUGAGACUCCGGGAUCCGGAUCCGGAUCCCGAUCGUGUGCUGGUAACCAGACGCAAACACCGGUUGCACCUCCACUCGCUGCAGUUACUGUGCAGCAACAGCAGCAAAUUCCAGCAGCGCAACAAAAUGUUGAAUUUGGAUACGAGAAACAGUUUUUCAGUUCCGAGUUUUUGGCAGUUAUGCAAGAGAUGAUAAGGAAGGAAGUGAGGAGUUAUAUGUCUGGGAUUAAGCAAAAUGGGCUGUGUUUGGGAACAGAGGCUAUAAGGAGCGCUGUCGUUAAGCGAAUUGGGAUUAGCAGAAUCGAGUAGCCAAACAGAGGGAAGAGAAGUAGUUUGUUAGUGAUGAUCAUGAUCAUCGGGAUGAUCAUGAUAAUGAUGCAGCUGAGUUGACUCGUCGAGAAUCGGAGACCAUGAAAGAGGAGGAAAAAAAAGAGAAGAAACAAUCUGUUUUUUUUUUUUUUUUUUUUGAGUUUCUUUAAUCGUCGCUUUAUACUGGAGUAGUAAUUUUGGUGGUGUACAGGGCAGUUUCCUUCACCGGAGAAGAGAAUCUCAGUGAAUUUGGAUAUAUAUAAAUUGAUCUUGCUGUGGACCA
This is a messenger RNA of Populus nigra (black poplar), 1361 nucleotides long. RefSeq names its product transcription factor MYB44-like. Gene Ontology annotation, biological process: regulation of DNA-templated transcription. The transcript has a single exon. Gene Ontology annotation, molecular function: DNA-binding transcription factor activity, RNA polymerase II-specific; RNA polymerase II cis-regulatory region sequence-specific DNA binding. The record is from RefSeq and is a predicted model, not a curated record. Bases 155 to 1078 code for a protein of 307 amino acids. Lineage: Eukaryota; Viridiplantae; Streptophyta; Magnoliopsida; Malpighiales; Salicaceae. Gene Ontology annotation, cellular component: nucleus.